This is a messenger RNA of Entamoeba invadens IP1, 1110 nucleotides long. RefSeq lists its product as hypothetical. NCBI's taxonomy places the organism in Eukaryota, Evosea, Mastigamoebida, Endamoebidae. The transcript has a single exon. The record is from RefSeq and is a predicted model, not a curated record. Bases 1 to 1110 code for a protein of 369 amino acids.
AUGUUAAUUUCGGUUAAAGAAAAAUUACACAACAAGAAUAAUAUUUUUAAAGUAAUUCAAAUCCAUCUCGAAAUAACAAUGAAAUAUCUUUUAUUGUAUUUGUUGAUAGUUGUAAUAAUCUUCAUUAUUUUACCAUCAUAUAGUUUAUUGUUUAUCUCUGUUCGUCCAUUUUCAACACCUUAUUGGUAUGAAGAUGUAUUAGCAUACAAAUCAAAUGCAAAAUUUCAAAAUAAUUUUGUUGAUUUUUCUCGAUUGAAUUAUAGUGGCGAAUGUGGAGAAGUAUUUAAAUAUCGUCCUAACAAUGAUCGUGACUAUAUCAUAGGUUCUUAUGAUUUUAAUAACGAAGUUCCUUGUAUUCCCAAACAAAUGUGGGACACUUUAAUAAUGGCACGCACGUCUAUGCCACACUCACACUUCGUUUUUAUCAUUUAUAACUUUCCAAAGUUGAAUUGUCACGACUUGGAGCGCCUUAAAAAGCUUCACAUAGAAGUUGUGCAUGCGUUUCAUAAUCAAACAGAAGACGCAAGUUGCACGCGAUUUUAUGAUAUUGAAAAUUAUAUCAACAGCAAUUACAACAAGAUUGACCGACUUGUUUUGGUUGACAUAACCGACACACUCUUUUAUGGAGACUUUUUUGCUACAUUCAAUGACGAAGAAAUUGCUUUUUUGAGUGAGUGUUUUGGUACUCAAAUCACUGAAAACUGUUGGGGUCCGUAUUUAAAAUCGGACCACUACCACCAGCUUUUUAAAUACUUUGGGAAACAAAUUGCCAAUGAUAUUUCUCGGACGGGGUUUAUCGAGAUAAACGCAGGAUUUGUGUUUGGAGGGAUCGAAAAGAUAAAAAGAUUUGUUGAAGUCUACAACACAUAUUUGGACAGAAAAAAGAUGCAAUGGGGAUAUGAUCAAAGUCUAUUGAAUGUACUUAUGUAUAACGGAACGUUUUCUAACAUUGGGACAAAAACAAUAUCAUGUGAACAACGAUUGUGUUAUAUUGGACGUGAGGCAUUUACUCUUGAAAAUAAAACAAUUUAUUUCAAUGGAACUCGAUGCUCACCAGUCGCUAGUUAUAAAUUUACAGCUAAAAAUACAGUCGAAUGGGUUGUCGGGUGA